ACGGCGCGCCUCCGCUAACUGCUCCUGCUGAUGUGACUGCGCGCUCCCGCUCGGAUCACAACACAGUCGGGAAACAGCUGAUGUCAUGGACACGACGACCCACUGAGAAGAAUAAGACAGUCUGCUGCCGACCUCCAGGCCUUUUGGACCACAUCCUUUUUGCCUCUCUCUCUCUCUCUCUCUCUCUCUCUCUCUCUCUCUGUCUUUCCGGUUGGUCUCUCCACCCUUCCGUGACCUGGGGAUGAACGCACCAAUGAGGAGCCUCACAAUCCACUCUCUGUAUAGCACAGCAAGCCCCAGCAUGCUGAAGAGGAAACAGAGCUCACGGGUCGAGGCCCAGCCCAUGACCGACUUUGGGCCAGAUGAGACCCUCACCGACAGCGCUGACAUCUUCUGGAUCAAUAAACCAUGGGUGCACUCUCUGCUGCGGGCCUGUGCCAUCAUCAGUGUCAUUUCUGUCUGUAUGAACACCCCCAAGACAUUUGAGCAUUACCCCCCACUACAGUAUGUCACAUUCACCCUGGACACUCUGCUCAUGUUUCUCUACACUGCUGAGAUGAUUGCCAAGAUGCACAUCAGAGGAAUCAUUAAGGGGGAUAACUCUUACGUGAAGGAUCGCUGGUGCAUGUUUGAUGGAUUCAUGGUGUUUUUCAUCUGGGUGUCUCUGGUGCUGCAGGUGUUUGAAAUUGCAGAGCUUGUGGAUCAGAUGUCUCCGUGGGGAAUGCUGAGAAUCCCGCGAGCACUCAUUAUGAUCCGGGCCUUCAGGAUCUACUUCCGCUUCGAGCUUCCUCGCUCUCGAAUCACCAGCAUUCUGAAGCGAUCAGGGGAACAGAUCUGGAGUGUGUCGAUAUUCCUUCUGUUUUUUCUCCUGCUCUAUGGGAUUCUAGGCGUUCAAAUGUUUGGAACAUUCAACCAUCACUGUGUCACUAAUGAUACACAGGAAAGUAAUGUAUCAUGGAACAGCUUGGCCAUCCCAGACACUCACUGUUCACCUGAUGGGGAGGGCUACCAGUGUCCUUAUGGCUUCAAAUGCAUGGACCUGGAAGAGUUGGGUCUCAGUCGGCAAGAACUCGGGUACAGUGGCUUCAAUGAGCUCGGCACAAGUAUCUUUACCGUGUAUGAAGCAGCAUCCCAGGAGGGUUGGGUGUUCCUCAUGUAUCGAGCCAUUGACAGUUUCCCUCGCUGGCGCUCCUAUUUCUACUUUAUCACUCUCAUCUUCUUUUUGGCAUGGCUUGUCAAGAAUGUUUUCAUUGCUGUCAUCAUUGAAACGUUUGCUGAGAUCAGAGUCCAGUUUCAGCAGAUGUGGGGGUCUCGCAGCAGCACCACCUCCACAGCUACGACACAGAUGUUCCAUGAAGAUGCUGCUGGGGGAUGGCAGCUUGUGGCUGUGGAUGUCAACAAACCUCAUGGGCGAGCGCCUGCCUGCCUCCAGCAACUGAUGCGGUCUUCUGUGUUCCACAUGUUCAUCUUGAGCAUGGUCGCUGUGGACGUCAUCGUUGCCGCUAGCAACUAUUAUAAAGGCGAGAACCACCGCAGGCACUAUGAUGAGUUUUACCUGGCAGAGGUUGCCUUCACGGUCUUGUUUGACCUGGAAGCUCUUCUGAAGAUCUGGUGUCUGGGCUUCACCGGGUACAUCAGCUCCUCCCUGCACAAGUUUGAGUCUCUGCUGGUGGUCGGCACAACCCUGCACAUCUACCCCGACCUCUAUCACUCCCAGUUCACCUACUUUCAGGUGCUGCGUGUGGUGCGUUUGAUAAAAAUCUCACCGGCUCUGGAGGACUUCGUUUAUAAGAUUUUUGGUCCUGGUAAAAAACUCGGUAGCUUGGUGGUCUUCACAGCCAGCCUGCUCAUCGUCAUGUCGGCCAUCAGCCUGCAGAUGUUCUGCUUUGUUGAGGAGCUGGAUCGUUUCACAACGUUCCCCAGGGCAUUCAUGUCCAUGUUCCAGAUCUUAACCCAGGAGGGCUGGAUUGAUGUCAUGGACCAGACUCUUGUGGCUGUCGGUCAUAUGUGGGCUCCGGUCGUCGCCAUCUACUUCAUCCUCUAUCAUCUGUUUGCCACACUGAUUCUGCUCAGUCUUUUUGUGGCUGUUAUUUUGGACAAUUUGGAGCUGGAUGAAGACUUGAAGAAGCUCAAACAGCUCAAGCAAAGCGAAGCCAAUGCUGACACCAAAGAGAAGCUCCCACUUCGACUCAGGAUCUUUGAGAAGUUUCCUAACAGACCUCAGAUGGUGAAGAUCUCCAAGCUCCCGUCUGACUUCACUGUGCCACGAAUCAGGGAGAGUUUUAUGAAGCAGUUCAUUGAUCGUCAACAGGACACUGGUUGUUUGUUCCGUCGUUUACCUUCUGCUUCCUCGUCCUCGUGUGACCAUUCCAAGCGCUCGGCCAUUGAAGAGAACAAGUACAUUGACCAAAAGCUCCGCAGGUCAAUAUUUAGCAUCCGAGCUCGGAAUCUCCUGGAAAAGGAAAAUACCAUCAAUAAAAUCCUGCGGGCUUGUACCAGGCAGCGUAUGUUAAGUGGAUCCUUUGAAGGCCAGCCAGCAAAAGAGCGAUCCAUACUCAGCGUGCAGCAUCAUAUACGGCAGGAACGCAGGUCUCUGCGGCAUGGAUCCACCAGUCAGAGGAUCAGCAGAGGGAAGUCACUGGAGACACUCACCCAGGAUCAUUCCAGUACAGUACGAUACCGUAACGCCCAGAGAGAGGACAGUGAGAUCAAGAUGAUCCAAGAAAAGAAGGAACAGGCUGAGAUGAAGAGGAAAGUGCAGGAGGAAGAGCUGAGGGAGAACCAUCCAUACUUUGAUAAGCCUCUGUUCAUUGUGGGUCGGGAGCACCGAUUCAGGAACUUCUGCAGGAUGAUUGUUCGAGCUCGUUUCAAUGCAUCCAAAACUGACCCCAUAACCGGAGCAGUGAAGAACAUCAAAUACCACCAACUUUAUGAUCUUCUGGGCCUGGUCAGCUAUCUGGACUGGGUGAUGAUUGUGGUGACCAUCUGCUCCUGUAUCUCCAUGAUGUUUGAAUCCCCCUUCACCAGGGUCAUGCAGGCUCCAACACUGCAGAUUGGGGAAUAUGUGUUUGUGAUCUUCAUGAGCAUCGAGCUGAACCUGAAGAUCAUGGCAGAUGGUUUGUUCUUCACUCCUACUGCAGUCAUCAGAGACUUUGGAGGAGUCAUGGACAUCUUUAUUUAUCUUGUGAGUCUGAUCUUUCUGUGCUGGCUUCCUCCUGAUGUUCCUCCUGAGUCUGGGGCUCAGCUGCUGAUGAUGCUGCGCUGCCUGCGCCCGCUCAGGAUCUUUAAACUUGUUCCCCAGAUGAGGAAGGUGGUGCGGGAGGUUCUCAAGGGCUUCAAGGAGAUUUUCUUGGUUUCCAUUCUGCUGCUGACUCUAAUGCUGGUGUUUGCGAGCUUCGGGGUUCAACUGUUUGCCGGAAAGCUUGCCAAGUGCAAUGACCCACACAUCCUGAAACGGGAGGACUGUCACGGUAUAUUCAGAAUAAACGUCAGUGUUUCCAGAAACCUCAACCUGAAACUGAAGCAUGGCGAGAAGAAACCCGGCUUCUGGGUACCUAGAGUCUGGGCUAAUCCUCGCAAUUUCAACUUCGACAAUGUGGGAAAUGCCAUGUUGGCUCUGUUUGAAGUGCUGUCACUGAAAGGCUGGGUGGAGGUUCGAGAUGUCAUUAUUCACCGCGUCGGACCGAUUCAUGGGAUCUACAUCCAUGUUUUUGUAUUUCUGGGAUGCAUGAUCGGACUGACUUUGUUUGUAGGCGUUGUCAUUGCAAACUUCAAUGAAAAUAAGGGCACUGCUCUGCUCACUGUGGACCAGAGGAGGUGGGAGGAUCUGAAGAGUCGGCUGAAGAUAGCCCAGCCUCUUCACCUGCCCCCACGACCAGAGAACGGGGGAUUCCGGGCCAAGAUGUAUGACAUCACACAGCAUCCCUUCUUCAAACGGGGCAUUGCUGUUCUGGUGCUGGCACAGUCCGUUCUGCUGUCAGUCAAGUGGGACGUUGACGACCAGGUGACGUUCCCUCUUGCUACCAUGUCGGUGGUGUUCACCUUCAUAUUUGUGCUGGAGGUAACCAUGAAGCUGAUAGCCAUGUCACCAGCGGGUUACUGGCAGAGUCGGCGAAAUCGCUAUGACCUGCUCGUCACGUCACUCGGUGUCAUCUGGAUCGUCCUGCACUUUGCCUUACUGAAUGCUUACACCUACAUGAUGGGCACGUGUGUGAUUGUCUUCAGAUUCUUCACCAUAUGCGGGAAGCAUGUGACACUGAAGAUGCUGCUGUUGACCGUAGUCGUCAGCAUGUACAAAAGCUUCUUCAUCAUUGUGGGCAUGUUCCUCCUCCUCCUCUGCUACGCCUUUGCUGGUGUUGUUCUCUUUGGAACUGUCAAAUAUGGAGAAAACAUCAAUCGGCACGCCAACUUCUCCACAGCGGGGAAGGCGAUCACCGUUCUGUUCCGUAUAGUCACAGGCGAAGACUGGAAUAAAAUUAUGCACGACUGCAUGGUGCAGCCCCCAUUCUGUACCCCUGAUAAACACCGUUACUGGGAGACAGACUGUGGAAACUACGCCGGAGCCCUCAUCUACUUCUGCUCCUUCUACGUCAUUAUAGCCUACAUCAUGCUCAACCUCCUCGUUGCAAUCAUCGUGGAGAAUUUCUCUUUGUUCUACUCCACCGAGGAGGACCAGCUGCUGAGCUACAACGACCUCAGACACUUCCAGAUCAUCUGGAACAUGGUGGAUGACAAACGUGAGGGCGUGAUCCCGACGUCCAGGGUGAAGUUCCUGCUGCGUCUGCUCAGAGGCAGGCUGGAGGUGGACCUGGACAAGGACAAGCUCCUUUUUAAGCACAUGUGUUAUGAGAUGGAGCGGCUGCACAGCGGCGGAGACGUGUCCUUUCAUGACGUCCUCAGUAUGCUGUCGUAUCGCUCGGUCGACAUCAGAAAAUCGCUCCAGCUGGAGGAGCUGUUGGCCAGAGAGCAGUUGGAGUAUACCAUCGAAGAAGAAGUUGCCAAACAGACCAUACGCAUGUGGUUGAAGAAAUGCCUCAAACGCAUCCGCGCGAAGCAGCAGCAGUCAUGUAGCAUCAUCCACAGCCUGAGAGAGAGCCAGCAGCAGGAGCUGAGCCACUUCCUAAACCCCCCCAGCAUCGAGACCACCGUCCCCAGCGAUGACCACAAUGCUAACACAGACAACCCGUCGCAGGCUGAGAUGAGCGGCGCCCAGCAGCUGCUGAGCCCUACGCUGUCGGACCGAGGAGGCUACCGGCAGGACUCCUCGGACCAGGGGCGGCCCCAGAGGAAGCUGGGACAGUGGCGUCUGCCUUCAGGUCUGACACAUAAUGUUAUAUACAAGCAGGAGGUUCUUUUAAGUCCUUCAGCUACGUACAGGUUGACCAGGAACAACAUACAACAGUUUUCUUUGUGUCCUUUAGGCCGCACGAGUGUCAAGUCCAUUGUGUGCAAGAUGAACCCCGUCAACGACGAGGCUUCGUCAGGGUCAGAGGUGAAGAAAUGGUGGACCCGUCAGCUGACCGUGGAGAGCGACGAGAGCGGCGACGACCUCAUUGACAUGUAAAGAACAGC
This is a messenger RNA of Thalassophryne amazonica, 5571 nucleotides long. It is a transcript of the gene nalcn, whose product is annotated as sodium leak channel, non-selective. The record is from RefSeq and is a predicted model, not a curated record. Gene Ontology annotation, cellular component: membrane. Gene Ontology annotation, molecular function: monoatomic cation channel activity. The coding region runs from base 242 to 5563 and encodes 1773 amino acids. Gene Ontology annotation, biological process: monoatomic ion transport; transmembrane transport. The transcript is spliced from 45 exons. NCBI's taxonomy places the organism in Eukaryota, Metazoa, Chordata, Actinopteri, Batrachoidiformes, Batrachoididae.